This is a messenger RNA of Lycium barbarum (goji berry), 706 nucleotides long. Its product is annotated as gibberellin-regulated protein 14-like. The record is from RefSeq and is a predicted model, not a curated record. The transcript has 3 exons. NCBI's taxonomy places the organism in Eukaryota, Viridiplantae, Streptophyta, Magnoliopsida, Solanales, Solanaceae. The coding region runs from base 36 to 518 and encodes 160 amino acids.
CUCCCUUUCAUCUACUCCUUUCUUGUCCUCCAGCAAUGGCUUUCAAGCUUAUGCCACUUCUGUUUACCAGCUUUUUGCUUCUCAUCGCUUCUACUAAGGGGGGUAGCAACACUGCUCCUGGUGCUUUCCCACAUGGUAAGAUAUCAAGCCCCCCACCACCAGUCAAUGGAUCCUCUCCGACCCCUCCGUUCCCCGCUCCACCAACCACUCCAUACACCCCUCCUCCACCGCCAGUGAAAGCACCAUCCCCACCUCCGGCAGUCAAGCUACCACCACCAGCCACGAAACCACCUGUCCCUACUCCUCCCGUUUCACCACCAAGGACCACAGCAGAAUGCUUUCCCCUAUGCGAGGUGAGAUGCAAAUUACAUUCAAGGAAGAACGUAUGCCUAAGAGCAUGCACUACUUGCUGUCUAAGAUGCAAAUGCGUUCCGCCAGGCCAAUAUGGCAACAGAGAGAAAUGUGGCAAAUGCUAUGCUAAUAUGACCACUCACGGAGGCAAGCCCAAGUGCCCAUGAAAACUUAAAGGAAGCUAGAUGGUGUAUACAGGGAACUGUUGCAUGAUUGCAUCUGUGAUUUGUUGUAGUUGACUCGCACCAGCAAUAAUUUGCUGAAAAAUAUUUUGGUAAUUAAAUGUCCAAACGGAUCCAGAAAACCUGCCUAUCUUUCUCCGUAGAUACCAACUUUUCUCGAACAGUUUGAGACU